AUGAAUCAACCAAGAUAUUUCUCCAAUUUUACCCAAAGAACAAGAAAGGUUGCAUCGAUUAUUGGACACGAAAUCCGCAAUGGAAAAGUCUACUACGACGUUAUGUUGUACGGCGGAUUGGUGCCAACCAGUGCUCCAAUUGACCAUUUGAUGGUAUGUUAUUUUCUUUGUUUUUUUGGGUUUUAGGUAGAAUUGAAAUUUUUUGGGAUAUUCGUGGAUUGGAUAACAUAAUUUUUGGUUUAGGAGAGGGAAUUUCAAGUUGUAACGCUGUUUGCUAGCUGGUCAAUCUUCUAGUUUUAUUUUUGAGAACAUAUUUGACGUGUUCAUGUUGAUUUUGAAGUUUUGAAAGUUGUUUUUUGUUUGGUUUGCGUGGGUUUUUGUUAUGGAUAAUAUAAUUUUUGUUACAAAUUAAUUCGUUUGAUGGUUAGCACGUUUUGGAUAGUUUACUUAGUAUUUUGAAGCGAACAUUGUACUUGUUUUGUUGGUUUAAAACAAUUUUUGAUUGAUUUUCUUAAGAUUGUUCAAUAGACUUCAUGGAUAAAAUAAUUUCUCGAUGAAAUGAAAGAUUUUGUUCUCAGAAAGGUUCUUAUUCUUUGUCAAAAGUUUUAGAAAUUAAACAGAGUUGAUGUUAAAGGUAUGGAUUGGCAAUGUAUAUUUAAAAAUUGCGAACAUUAAUUUAAGGACUUGCGCCAAGGAUAAUAUGGGAAAAUAUAAAAUUAGGUAAUAUUUGACUUUUUUUUGUAUUAUGCUGUGGUGGUUUUACGUUUUAUUAUUUUAUCUUUAUUUUGAUUUGAAGGUGUUAGAUAACAAACCAUCGAAAAAACGUUUUAGAACUGUGACAAGUUGCUGCAAGAGUAUUAUGACAAAGUUAUCAAGUCAAUCAACGACGGGCAGUCUGUGAACACGUUUAAAGGAUCUACGACGUAAGUUUUUUGUAUUUUUCAGUUAUUAUUUGUUGUAAAAAUAGUUUUAUAUUGGGUAAAAGGAUAUUACAUGUAUUGUCUAAAAAUAAAUCAUUUUUGAAGUUUUCACUGGUUUUUUAAAAAUAAAGAUAUAAAUCUUUAACAAUAUUCUUAUCAAUUUAUUGCAGAAGCCCCCAACGCAGAUGUCAUACGAGGUCAGGAGCAUUGAAAAACGACAAGCAAAUUGAAAUUUGGAUACAGAAUGUUAAUGAAUAUUCUGCCACCUUGAAGGACUAUGCCUUCAACUUGAACGUGGACGGUCUUCAAAAGUUGAGAGCGGCUUUGGUAGCAGCAACAAAACAAGUAGAUUUGAAUUUGAGAGCUAUUGAUGGUAUCGGUUGGGAUGUGAGUUUUAUUUACUUGGUGCUGCAUGCUGUGCUUUGAAGAUUUUAGGUAACAAAUAAUUGAAAAAAAUAUUAUCAAAAUUAAAAGUACGUUUUUUUUUAAAUUUAACAGCCGAAUUUAGGCAAGGGUGUCCUUACUUUUUCUUUUUUUCAGAAGAAAUCUGAAGGUACUCUCUUUGGUGGCACUUAGAAGCUUGAUUAUUAAUAUAUACUUUUCAGGCCCUGAACCGUUGCGUAAAUUCAACAAUGAUGUCAAAUGUUCAUCUGGACUCUACAGUGGAUUCCGAAGACCAAGAACAUCCUCAGGAUAUUAAUCCUGCUCUGUGGCGCUUUUUCGAAAAAGGAAAAACCAAACAAGGAAGAGUCUGUGUCAGAUGCCUGUACUGUUCUAAAAUAUACACUGGGCCUUGUAUCGGCACAUCAGGGAAAAAUCACGCACAGCGAGUUCACGGUAUUCGAACGGACGAUCUCGACAAGCUUGGUUUUAUCGACGAAGUUAAAAAGUUCGGAAUGGAUGCGAACUUUAACUUUGAGGCCGCGUGGAAGGUAAGAGAAGAUAAAUUUUUAUAUGUUAAUUUAGGCAAGGUAUGAACAAUAUGAUGUUCAACAUCACAAAUUUUAAUAAAAAAUGAUUUAGCGAAAGUCCGAGGCUCCAGAAAACCCGCCUGUAGCGAAGAAACAAAGGAAGUCUUGCUUGGAUGUGCCAGAAUCUACACUUGAUGAUAUUCUAGAGUGCUUACGAGCUGCGGAACGUGAAACGUCCGAAUCAGCAUCAACUUCUUCUGCUCCGCAAGCUGCGAACUUAGUGAAUGAGGCAGAAGAUGAGGAUAUUCAAGUCGAGGCAGCGUUCGUUAACGAUGGAAACAAUCAAACUGUGAGAGUUUUUUGAAUCAUACUAAAGAGGAUUUACUUUACUAAUUAAUUAGUAGGUGUUAAUUACAGUGACAAGUCUUUUGUUGCUUAUACUUAGAGGUUACUUUAUUUAUCUUUGAUGUACUACUUUUUAGGUUUAAUUUUUGUUUUAUAUAAAGUGACUUUAAGUUAAAGUUUUUAACAUAUUUCAGGAAGCAUUUGACAAGUACUUUGGUGAUGGAGUGGACGAAGAAGACAGCUUUUUGGUAAGUUUUAUGGGUUUAGUUUCUAUUUUUGUAUGACUCCUUUCUUAGUUAACGAGAGUUUGCUCUUGUUAUAUUAGUUUACUUAAAAUAAAUAUUGUUUUUCUGUACAAAAGCCUAAUAAGCUUAAUUUGUUUUAAUUUCAUUUUCUAACAUUUUUUAAUGUUACAGUUAUCCAACAUCGAGAUGGACUUUGGAAACGAUUUAUUGGAUAAGCUUCAGCUGAAAGUCGAGCCAAGCGACACUUUACCCGUGGAAUGCGAAGUAAUUUUGCACUAA
This is a messenger RNA of Bursaphelenchus okinawaensis, 2700 nucleotides long. Lineage: Eukaryota; Metazoa; Nematoda; Chromadorea; Rhabditida; Aphelenchoididae. The record is from the annotation of a GenBank genome assembly.